AUGUGGAUGCAGGAUAAACCUCUGCUACAGGAGGAACUUGCAGACAGCAUGUCACAGCUUAUCCAUGUGAUUCAGAAUACAGAGGCUCGACACCUGUUCAUUCAGACAUUUUGGCAAACUAUGAACCGUGAAUGGAAUGGGAUAGACAAUCUGCGUCUUGAUAAGUACUAUAUGCUAAUGCGUAUGAUUUUGAGGCAAUCCUUUGAAGUGCUGAAAAGAAACGAAUGGGAUGAAAGUCUGAUUGAACUCUUCCUGCAGCUACUAAUGAAAGAAGUUAUGGACCCAGACAGCAAUGCUCCCACUGGGAUAAAGUUACAUUUCAUUGAUAUCUAUCUGAGUGAAUUGGCUAAAGUUGGUGCAAAAGAGCUCACAGCAGACCAGAAUCUCAAGUUCAUUGAACCUUUCUGCAAAAUUGCUGCCAAAUCAAAGGAUCGAUGCGUGCUGCAUGCUGUAGCCACUGGUAUCUUUGAGGUCAUUGUGGAUCAGUCCCCCUACGCCAUCGAGGACCUAAUGAAAGAACUGGCUAGCAACAAUGAUGAGGAGGAAGUGUCUGAAGAAGACAAACAGGAAAAUGAAGAGGUGCUUAAAACCAAAGACAGAUGUUUGUCAAGAAAAUCAGCACAGAGCUCUGAAAAAACAGAGGCUGUUUAUGAAAAUGCUGAUGAUGGUAUUGGGACUGUUCUUCAGUUUGAUUAUAAGGCUGUUGCUGACAAACUCUUUGAGUUGGCGAGCAAGAAAAAUACACCUUCCCUUAACAGAAAGCGUCUGUACAAGCUGGUCAAAAAGUUCCAGGACUUAGCAGAAGGAAUCUUCCCCCAAGAUUUUCCCGAAGAUGUUUCUACAGAUGAAGACGAUGAUGAAUUGAGCAGGGGAAGGCGAAAGAAAAAAGCUGUCAAGCCUUGGGAGAAAAACAAGUUGGAAAAAGUAACAGAGGAUGAACAGGACACGUCAAGUGCGAAUGAGGCAUCAGUUCCCCAGAAGAAAAGGAAAAAAAGGAAGAAGAGGGACAGCCCAAGUGCUGAUUCUGGAACAGCUGAUGGAAAUUGUGAGGAAGGAAUAGCUGAAACAUCUGGAUCUAAUGUUUUUAGCCAGGGAAAGGUGCCAAAAAAUAACAAGGAAAGGAAGAAAAAGAAAUUGCUAGUAAAUGAGGCAAAUGAGACCACAAAUGUAGCAGCUGACACCAGAGAAAAUCACAGUAUCUCUGCACAGAACCAUCCGAUGGACGCAGAACAGAGUAAAAAGAGUCAGUUGAAGAAAAUGAAUCGAAAAGUGCAAAAUGUUCCUGUAAAGCCAGCGUGUCAGAAUGGACCAGCUAAUGCCAGUGGGGCAGAGGAUGUCAGCCCGUUUGUCACACCGUUAACUCCAAAGGUUGUGAAAAAGAAACAGAAAGCAGGGGCUGUCUUGGUGAAUGGGAAUACCCUUUUGCAGCAGACUGACGUGAAAUCCAACAAGGAGGGCUUGCUGGGGACUCUGUCAGGAGACGCAGACUCUGAAUCUGCACCCUCCAGACAGGUCAAAUUGAAGACAAAGCUUGUUGGUUUGGAAGGGAUGAAGGUCUCCAGUCAGAAAGCAGCAACCUUGAAAAAGAAAAGAAAAGUAAAAGAGGUGUUAAACUCUGUCGAAGCCAAUGGAGUUCUGGAGACUGCGUGCAAAAAAAGCAGGAGGGGG
Molecule: messenger RNA, 1668 nt
Organism: Fulmarus glacialis (Northern fulmar)
Lineage: Eukaryota; Metazoa; Chordata; Aves; Procellariiformes; Procellariidae
Product: ribosomal RNA processing protein 1 homolog B-like
Exons: 12
Biological process (GO): rRNA processing
Cellular component (GO): preribosome, large subunit precursor; preribosome, small subunit precursor; nucleus
Source: RefSeq, a predicted model, not a curated record